GGGGCCAUACAAUGGACGGUAUUAAUGUGAAUGGCGGGAAUGCCGAUGGGGCGCGCGAGGAUCCUAACCUAGAAGCUGGUACUGUGCCGAAUCUACAAGAAACGCAAGUUAAAGUGGAUACCCCUAAAAUGGAUGGACAGGACGUGAACGGUGACAUUAGGAACUCGCCGAAAAAGGGUAUGGAAAUCAAUGUUAGAAGAAAGCUACGUAAGUUCAAGGCAAAUUCAACUAGUACCAUUGAAAGUGAUUCAACAUUAAAUACAAAAGGACGCAAACGGAAGCUAUCGGAACCUGACGGUCUUAGCUCAGAGGAAUCUAUGGAGUUCAAUGGUUUUGAUAUACAAGGAGAUAACGAAGUGGAGCCAGCAAGUCAUGUCUUGAAGAAAUUAAUUGGUAUUGCUGAAGCUGAAGUAGCAGAGGCACAAUUGGCAAAACGAUUUAGAUAUAGUAUAAGGAAGAAUUUUGAUAUGAAAAAAGAUGAUGAAGAUUUGGGUGAUAACAGAAUGCACGAUGAUGACUAUGUAUUAGAUAUAGAUAAAGUAAAGAAAGAAAAGGAAUCUGAUAAAUCAGAAACGGAAUCACUUGGAAUGCCAAAUACUGCUGAAUCAGAAACAGAAGUACAAAAAACAGAUGACACUUCCCUUAAGUCAACAAAUUCAUCAUCCGCAGCCAGUAGUCCAGCAACAUCAAUAAAGUCUAAAGGUUAUCGUUUAUUACGUGGAGUUAGUCCAGGAAGUACUGGGAAACAAAAAGUAUCAAGUGAUAUAUCAAAUCCAGCAUUCAAAGAGCCUUUUAAAUAUGGUUGGAGACGAGAAUUGGUAUUUAGAGCAAGUAAUGAUUCUAGUCUUAAAAGAAUGGCUGAUAUCUAUUAUUAUACACCAAAGGGCAAAAAGGUUAGAAGUUUCAGAGAAGUAGCAGAAUUUCUUAAUACGAAAGAAUUAACUAUUGAUAAUUUUACUUUCCUCAAAGAACCAAUUGGUCCUGAUGAUCCGGAAAAAGAGGUUAUUCGAGAUGCAAAAAGAAUGAGGGGGCCUGGAAUAUCAGUUACUCCACCAAGAAAGAGUAUAGGGCAUAAGAGAGGUACACCUGGUAAAAGGGUUGUAGAAGAACCUGCAUCAGUGCCUCCUCCAGUGGCUACAAAAGCUGCUACCAAAUCACCAAGAGCUACAUCAACAGGAUUUAAAGUGAAAGUGUCUGCAAAGAAAACCCCACACAUAACAGAAAUAAAGUCACCUUCUCAAGAAAGGGAGGUACUUCCACCUCAAAGAACAACAAGUACAAGAAGAAGUCAGCUACCUGUAGAAAAACCACCACCUCCUAAACCAAAAAGACAAUUAACGCCCAAAGUUCAAGAACCAUGCAGUAUAAGAUGUUCAACCAGUAUGGGGUUGAUACCAAGCUUACAAUGUCGUGCGUGUCUCUGUUUAUAUCAUCCUGAGUGUGUUGGUGGUAUAGAGUUUACAGGAAGUGACAAUUAUAUUUGUAAGAACUGUCAACAGGAUACUAAUGAAUCUCAUCAAUCUCAAACGAAUCCAUCUUUGACACCUCCUCCACUGAUACCAAUCAGUAUGCUAGGUGCACAAAAUACAAAAUCAAAACAUCAAGUAAAUCUAAGCCCUCCAAAGCUUCAACGAAUACCCAAAUCUGAUAAUGCAGAUUCACAAUCGCGGAACGCUACUAAAGUGUCAAAAACAUCCUCUGCAACAUCACAUUCUCCUUUAAAUUCAGAUAAUAAAGAAAGCAGUUGGUUUGCUCAAACAGAAAGCGAAUUUUUACAAAGUCAUGAUGGAAUUUUACCAAAACCGGCCCAAAAUAUUGCUCUAAUGGGGGGCAAGAGAUAUAUUGUUGUACCAAAAAAUAAUGCUAUGGCUGUUCAGCCAGCUAUAACUGUGAAACCUGAUAAAAUUGGUGAUAAACCUCCUAUACUUCAGGAUGGUACACUUACGGAUAUAUCAAACGCUGUUGACAAUUCUAUGUCCACAAAAGUACGUACUUCUUUAACAACAAAAUUUGUGGAAAAAGAUGCUUUUGAUAAAUCAAUUGAUAAAGAUGUGUCAAAAGAUGCAUCGCAUACAGGACUUUCAUCAAGUUCCAUAAUGGAGAAAACCAAUGAAACGUACAAUAGUAAUGAUAGAACUGAUAUAUUGACAGCAACUAAAUCACAAAAUGACUUAUCUAGUACAACAGAUCUUGCAGUAGAAAGUAAGAAAUCAGAAAAUUGUAACACAAUUGAAAAAAAGAGUAUAGUAAAGAAUUCAAAUACAACUAACACAAAUAAUGACUUAUUUAAAGUAGAUACGCAACAUUCUGUGACAAGUAGUUUGGGUACUGUUAAAAUAAACAGCAAAAGGAAACAAAAUCGGCAGGACAAAGAACAACAGCAGCAUUUUAUGGAUUCAGUGUGUGCUGGUUAUCAUGCAUUGCUGCGCAUAUUUCAAUACCUUAAGGUACAAGAACUACUUCGGGCUGCAAGAGUGUGUAAAAUGUGGCGAGAUUUGGCUGCGCAUCCUUCUCUGUGGAAAACUGUACGAAUGAAAAAUAGUCAAGUAACAGAUUGGGAUGGCUUAGCAGAUACAUUACAGAGGCAUGGUACUCAACAUUUAGAUCUUCGAAAAAUGCUUGUAGCAGGCGAAUCUGACAGCAUUUGGGAGAAGUUUUUAGUAGUAAUACCACGUGUAACUAGCCUUGUCAAACUAGAAUUAUGUAAAUGUCCUGUGAUGGUUGUUGAAGAAGUUAUUAGAAGUUGCCCUCAAUUAGAAGUAUUGAGUGCAAUGUCGAUAAAGUGUGACUCCCUAAAUUUAGAGUCAGUUGGAAAUCUUAAACGUUGCCAAGAAUUAAGGCUUAAAGCAAUCAGUGGUAUGUCUUUGAAAGAAGAUCUCACACCUCUACAGGAAUUAACGCAACUAACACAGUUGAGCUUGACAUCAGUUAAGGAACUUGGAAAGAAGGGAAUCAAUAUAAUACAAGCAUUAGUUAAUUUGGAAACUCUAGAAUUGGGUGAAUGCUCAGAUUUUCCAGAUAAAUUUGGUACUACAGUUUUAAUAAAGUUACAAAAAUUAGAACGUCUUAGGUUGGAGAAAGGUCAAGGCUCAUGUUGUACAUUUGACAUUUUGGAAGGUGUAUCUAAGUUACAAAACUUAAGUCAAAUGGAACUGGUCAAUUUUGAUGUCAAAAAUGGCUUUGACAAAUGUCUUGCAAACUGUAAGAAUAUUAAAAGGCUGUUAAUUAUUCCAACGUACAUAUCUCAAUCGGCAACGUCUAACAAUAUGGUGCUUGGUGGUGUUACUGAAUUAUCAAAUAAUUUGACGCACUUUGUAUGGGGCGUUACACUUGAGUUACUUAGGGUUACAGAAUUAUUUAUUGAUCAAUGUAAUCUAAUAAUAAGUAAACAGAUCACUGGCGAUGCGAUACCAGUACUAAAACCGGUACCCUGUCUAAAGUUAAUCGAGGAUGUUGAAGAUGAAAAUGACAAUCAAAAAGGUGAUGACAAACAGGAACCAAAUGAAACAAAUCCUCAAGUGGAUAUAUUACCAUUACCACAACUCCAAAAACUUUUAUUAACUGCUUUGCCUAAAACGAGGGUUAAGAUCUUGAAGAUUCCUUUCCAUGCUACUUGGCGACAAAGCAUUUCAGAUACUGCUACACAAUAGAAGAAAAUGAAAUAAAGUGUAUGAAUACAUAUACUAAAAAGGAAAGAAAAAUACCUGAUGUGAGAAAAUUAAAAAUUUUGUAAAUUUGACUCCAUAAUGUCUGCACAAUUUACUCCAAUAUUUGCGCAUUGGAUCAAAAGUAAUUUAAUAUUAAUAUACUAUGUGUUUUGUAGCCUUUAAUUCCCCUUGAAUAGUGUAUUGAUACACUCUACAGUAACCAUAAAUAUUAUUCUUCUCGAAUCCUUUAGUGAUAAAAACAGGGGACCACAAAUGCAUCACGUGCUAUUUUAGCUGCAAAGCAAAAAUUCAUGAGAGGCUGGUAUCCUUGUGGAAAUUAUUUAAAAAAUUAUGAAAGUCUCAACAUUUGUAGAUUACAGUACAUGGAAUGUAUGUUCGCAAAUUAUUUGGUAUACUGUAAUGUGUAUCCACGAUGAACAGAAUUGUCUGAAUUAUAGAGAGAGAGAGAGAGAGAGAGAGAGAGAGAAUCAUAAAUGUUUAAAAUAAUUAACUGAGACUAAGAUAUAUGAAAAUAUCGCGCACAUUUAUUAAGGGGAUAAAGUGUAUUAUUUUCGGUUUUUACAAAGUGUAGAACUUUUAUGACAUACACAAUCCAUUGAGUCAAAACAAAUUGUAGUUUUAAUUUCGUGGUAUGAAGCGAAUUUCGAUAAGUUUCUAUUGAAGUAGCAGUAAAAGAGGAAAUCAUGUUGUCUAUAAGGCUCUAUUUAGAGGUUAGGCUGUAUAAAUAACGGUAUAUAUUAUUAAAUUAUAUAGUAAUUGUAUGUGUAUCUUUAAUAUUUAAGAUACGAGUUUUCCGCUGCAAAGAAAUAUUAAGCAGUUAAUGGGCAAAGUUGUAGAAUGUAUAAUUAUAAUUUUGUAUAACGCGUAAUUAAAUAUAAUCUAAAGACGUAAUGAUUUAUCUGUACAAUUUACGCAAUUACGAUAAAUUUCCUAACCAGGAUAUUUGAAUUCUCUGCCGAUUAAUAUAGAUGUUUCAAUCCCUAUUCUUUCUCGUUUUUUAUUUUUCUGAUAAUAUUUACGAAAUGUAUAGCAAUUGAAAAUUAAAGUCGGAAAUUAAAUUUUAUAUUCAGAUAAUAAAAAUAAACAAACGCGAGACAUUUUUAAUGCAAAAAAUUGCACAUGUAGUUUUAAGGUAAUAAAAAACGUUCGCGAGUAGUGAUAUUAGUAAAUAAAAUAUUUCAAUUAAUGAUAUUAAUUAAUUAUA
Messenger RNA from Bombus huntii, 4872 nucleotides. RefSeq lists its product as uncharacterized. The transcript has 10 exons. Gene Ontology annotation, molecular function: DNA binding; protein binding. Lineage: Eukaryota; Metazoa; Arthropoda; Insecta; Hymenoptera; Apidae. Bases 12 to 3650 code for a protein of 1212 amino acids. The record is from RefSeq and is a predicted model, not a curated record.